AUGGUAGAAAGUAUUGCUAAUUUGCCGGAUAAUGUAUUAGAAGUUUUAUUUUCUUAUCUUGCUUUGCACGACCUUAAGAAUUGUUCUUUGGUUUGUAAAAGUUGGAACAGAUUUUUAAGCGAUGAGAACAGUGACGUGUGGAGAUUUCAAUGCGUUCGUAAAAUAACAGAUGAUACUUUGAAGUCUGAUCUUCUUUCAUCUAUACCUUCGUACAAAGCCAAAUUAAGAGCUUUUUUUCAUGCUUGGAAUCCUGCUGACUGUUCACGAAAUGUUUAUAUUAAAACAAAUGGGUUUACUCUUCAUCGUAACCCUGUAGCUCAAAGUACAGAUGCUGCUCGGUCGAAAGUAGGAUUUAAACGAGGAAGACAUGCUUGGGAAAUCAUUUGGGAGGGUCCUUUAGGUACAGUAGCCGUAAUAGGAAUCACUACUUCAGAAGCUCCAUUGCAAUGUCACGGUUACAUAGCAUUGUUAGGAUCCGAUGAUCAAAGCUGGGGUUGGAAUUUGGUAGACAAUCAUUUGUUACAUAAUGGAGAUUCUCAAGGCAGUUACCCUUUAUUGAAUAAUGCUCCAAAGUAUCAAGUUGGAGAAAAAAUUCGCGUUAUACUUGAUUGUGAAGAUAAUACAUUGUCUUUUGAAAAGAAUUAUGAAUUUUUAGGAGUUGCUUUUAGAGGUCUUCCUGACAAAAAAUUGUAUCCUUCUGUUUCUGCAGUUUAUGGAAACACAGAAGUUUCAAUGGUGUAUUUGGGAGCACCCUUGGAUGGCUAA
Molecule: messenger RNA, 765 nt
Organism: Pediculus humanus corporis (human body louse)
Lineage: Eukaryota; Metazoa; Arthropoda; Insecta; Psocodea; Pediculidae
Product: F-box/SPRY-domain protein, putative
Exons: 2
Coding region: 1-765 (254 amino acids)
Biological process (GO): synapse assembly involved in innervation; proteasome-mediated ubiquitin-dependent protein catabolic process
Cellular component (GO): synapse; SCF ubiquitin ligase complex
Molecular function (GO): protein binding
Source: RefSeq, a predicted model, not a curated record